This is a messenger RNA of Trypanosoma cruzi, 2550 nucleotides long. RefSeq lists its product as uncharacterized. Bases 1 to 2550 code for a protein of 849 amino acids. Gene Ontology annotation, cellular component: trans-Golgi network membrane. The transcript has a single exon. The record is from RefSeq and is a predicted model, not a curated record. Lineage: Eukaryota; Euglenozoa; Kinetoplastea; Trypanosomatida; Trypanosomatidae.
AUGGACCGGAGUCUAUUCAAGCGUGCUGUUGUCGAUAGCGAGGAGCCGACACCAGGGUACAUAUAUCGCGAGAUGGCACAAUGGACAUUCAAGGACUACAAUACACAAAUGAAGUUUAUUGAUGCUUUAUUUGAUAAACUGAAGCCAAAUACGGGCGUACAUGCGCUGUACAAAGUGCUGCGCAUUAUAAAAACAAUGUGCGAAACGGGACACAGUGAUUUUCAGAGGGAGUUGAAGAAGAACUCUCGGACCGAAACUCUAAAAACAUUUGCAAACUACCGUGGGAAGCCAGAUUUAAAAUACGGCGAUAGCCUCAAUGAGAAGGUUCGUCAAUCUGCAAGAGAGGCCAUAGAGGCCAUAUUUACAAAUCGCAAGGAGGGGCAGCAGAUAGAGAUGGGGUACGGGAACAACGGCAACGGCAAAGGAAGCACGACGACGGGUCAGUCAUCCUUCACGACGGGCUAUGCAGUAACGAGGGGGAUGGUGGAAAGGCCCAUGGGUAUGUACGGUGGCAACAUUGCACCGAUGCCCAUGACGAACAAAUGGGCGGAGCACAUGGCAAAACAGAUGAUGGAUGCAAAUACUAGCAAGACACGCCGUGUGCUCUCAUCCCUAUCGGAGAAGGCAAAAAGUGGAUUUGGUUUACUGUAUAACACGGAGCCGAAUAUGAUGUACAAGAGCGCAAAGGAUCAGUUGUACGAAAAUGCGCUUAGGCUCAGUACCACCGGAGCUUCUGUGGUGUCUUCCUCUGAAGUGGACGCAGGCGGUUUCCAGCCAGUCGAAUUGGGCACCAAUGUUCCUUUUCCUCUGUCAAGGGGAUCGGGGAGCGGUGAUUUUAAAUUUGUGGAGAAUGUACAAAAGGAUGAAGAAAAACCGACAUCGAGCGAAAAAAACGAGGGAAAUUCUCAUUCUCAGUUUCUUCUGCCUCAGCAGCAGCUCACCCCCUUUCAAGCAACUGUGCAACGGCUCUGUCAGAUGAAAAGCACACCCCAACGGGUUGAGCUGCACGCUUUUGUCGAGGAGUGCCGUAGAAUAGGCACAGAAAUGAUACAAGGAAGAGGUGCCUACGAGGAAAAGGGUGAAUUAGAGGAAUGCUGGGAGGAGCUUGCCGAGGCGCUUGAUUCACAACUUGCACAGAAACAUCCGUGGCAGCGGCGACUGAACGCGCUCGUGGCGUUGGAGGCGCUUCUUCAACCACAUGUUGACGAUGCGGAGACGGCAGCGACAAUGCGGCAAGGAGUUUUGCGUUACUUUCUUGAAAAUCCAGAAGACGUUCAGCGAAAUGUUUUUGUCGUGCAGGCAACGCUGCGGGAGCGUGCACAGCGUGUUUUGGGGAUUCUUGGCCUACCGGGGACUGACGUUUCUGGCGGCGCGUUUGUUGCCCCAAGCACGGGUGGUGCUUCCACUCUCUUGCCCUUUACGGAGGCACAACAGUUCAAGAGUGAGGGGAGCACUACGCAGUCUUUCUUGUGGUCGGCGCCGGUUUCCACAGUGAAGACGACGGCAGCAGAAAGUGAAGUUGCAGGGAGCGCGGUGGCGAACAUGAGUGGGAUGUCUGUUCGUGUGGGUCACCGGAGCGCAAAAGAAAAGACGAAAUUGAGGAAGCGUGCGCCAAUGUCUCUCAAUGAGGAGUCUCAAAAAAGCACGGAUGAAAAUUCCUUUGUUGAUAACAGCCAUACCGGCAACAUGGGCAAAGAGGCAUCUUCGUUUGGCUUCUUAAAAGCUUCUCCGGUGAUGAGUAGCAAUGGUAAUGGCCAUAAGACGGCUGGCGCAGGGAAUGCGCUGGAUGAUCUUUUUGGUGGACCCGCCACAGACAAAUCGACGACUGCUUUGGAAUUCUACAGAACAAAAACACCACCAUUAUCUCAUGCAUUCACCGACACUGGAACCGUGAAUACUCAGAACAGCAAUGCAACAGCGUUUGACUUUCUCAUGGAGGAUCGACCACGUGACGCAGCACAGUUUACAUCACCACCCAUACAACAACAACAACGCGAGCCAUCUUUUCCGUUCCUAGCAAAACAGGACGCUCCUACAGCUCACACAAAUUCAACGUCGGCAGAGAGACCCUUGUCGCCGUUAUUUGGUGCGACUUCCACUGCGGGGGAAAGCGGGAUGGUGCAAAGUGAGAGGGGUGGUAUUGUUUUGCCGAAUGACUUUUCCGCUCUUUCCUUGCCCCUGUCCUCAGCAGACAAUAAUUCAUUGCCUGCAAUGCUGUUGGAAACGCAGCAGCAACUACAGGCUUUCAUGUCUAACAUGCAAAAUAACCCAAAUCCCGAAAGGCUUUCUCAACUUCAACUACUUUUGGCGCAACAACAGCAGCUCAUGGCACUAUAUUCCCAGCAACAACAACAGGAGCAGCAUGGACCGUGGAUUGCGUCAUCUUCUGACCCUGCUUGCUCCUUCAACAUGGACUCCACUCCUCUCCACACGCAUUUUGCGAUGGGAAUGAGCCCUUCUUCCGCUUCCCUCUCUACCAUAAAGCCAAACACUUUUGCAAAGAUACAGGAGGAGAUGAUGGCUAAAUUAGCGGCAACCGGCCUUCAGUGA